AUGAGUCUAGGUGGUGAGAUGAGACUCAGGGUUGCUACUAGGAUGUUGGAUGGUAGAGCUCGAAUUUGGUGGGAAAGUUUGAAGAGUAGAUCAUUUGGGCAGGUUACUUGGUCAGACUUCUUGCGAGAAUUUGAUGAAGAAUAUUACACCCGGUUUCAUCGUGACAAGAAGAGACAUGAAUUUAUGAGACUAAUUAAAGGGAACAAGACAGUUGCAAAAUAUGAGAUAGAGUUGAAGGAUUUGGCUGGUUUUGUUCCAGAUUUAGCACCUACUGAGGAGGUUCUUUGUUCUAAAUUUGAAGUUGGUUUGAACUUAGGCAUCAGAAAAAGAAUGACAGUCACAAGUAAGCAAAACUUCAAGGAGGUGGUACAGUCAGCUUUGAGGGGAGAGCAGUUGGUUAGAGAAGGCAAGAGAGUUCGAAAGAACAUUGCUAAGAGAAGAAGCAUGGAGAUGGGCCAACCUUCCAAGAAAAGCAGGAGUGAGGGUUCCUCUAGGGGCGCUUCUACUUCAGCCCUGCUAGACCUCCAUCAUCUCAGAGUGGUGACCAGCAGAGAUUCUCAUGUUCUGACAGUGCUCCUACUAUCAAAGGUCCAGAAACCAUGUUUCAAGUGUUGGAACUAUGGGAAGUCUCACAAAAGGCAGUGUCAGGCACCUCGCAAAUGCUUCCAAUGUGGUCAAAUUGGACACUUGAGAUCAGUAUGUCCAGAGCUAGGACGGGGUGGAUCUGCACCAUCAUCUCAGGGCCGUCCUAACUAG
Dioscorea cayenensis subsp. rotundata (Guinea yam) is the source of this 756-nucleotide messenger RNA. RefSeq lists its product as uncharacterized. Gene Ontology annotation, molecular function: zinc ion binding; nucleic acid binding. The record is from RefSeq and is a predicted model, not a curated record. Lineage: Eukaryota; Viridiplantae; Streptophyta; Magnoliopsida; Dioscoreales; Dioscoreaceae. Bases 1 to 756 code for a protein of 251 amino acids. The transcript has a single exon.